Molecule: messenger RNA, 1677 nt
Organism: Colossoma macropomum (tambaqui)
Lineage: Eukaryota; Metazoa; Chordata; Actinopteri; Characiformes; Serrasalmidae
Gene: myclb
Product: MYCL proto-oncogene, bHLH transcription factor b
Exons: 3
Coding region: 406-1662 (418 amino acids)
Biological process (GO): regulation of transcription by RNA polymerase II
Molecular function (GO): DNA-binding transcription factor activity, RNA polymerase II-specific; protein dimerization activity; RNA polymerase II cis-regulatory region sequence-specific DNA binding
Source: RefSeq, a predicted model, not a curated record
UUCAAGGAUCCAGAGUGAGUGGAAGCCGCAGUGAGGACGCAACUGUUUCAGCGUUCAGUUUGGGAUUCUUCACAGACUCUGUUUGGGAAAGCUUAACCUCGAGGGAAAGAACCCUGCAGACGAACUACGCCGAAACACUUGGACACAUAUAAAAAGGAUUUAGCAUUUUUGCUGGAAAAGCACUCUUUCCUGAAUGCGCGAGAGUGAAGGCGUUGGGAAUAAACAACACAGCUCAGUGUUGUCGGCGUCCUGGAGGAGCUCUUGCCUGAGCCGAGCAGCAAACAAAGUCUCGCUGUGGAUUUUCACGACUCAAAUGUCUUGCAGGAUACGGACGCUUGAGAUUGAUUUACGAUCUUGUGUGCUGUGACUGUGUCAGAGUCUGAAGUUGUGUGGUUGAGGAGACCAAUGCCAGGAAUCAGUGCGAACGUUCUGCCGUGUGACAGGUGGGAGAUGGAGGAAUGUGACCAGUACCAACACUAUUUCUACGAUGACCAUAACCUGGACGAGGAUUUCUUCAAAUCCACCGCGCCGAGCGAGGACAUUUGGAAGAAAUUCGAGCUGGUGCCAACCCCGCCCAUGUCACCCAUCAGGACAGUGGAAGGUGCAGUGUAUCCAUCGCUAGGGGACAAGCUGGAGUGGGUGUCCCAGUUCUUGGGGCAGGACGAAGAGCAUGAGGGACAAUGCAAAGUCAGUGCGGAGAAGACUUUUGGUAACUUGAGCUCCAUCAUUAUCCAGGACUGCAUGUGGAGCGGCUUUUCCGCCAGCCAGCGGCUAGAGAAAGUGGUCAGUGAGCGCUUAUCUUGCUCGGGACAGUCCAAGCUGCCCUUCACCCUCCAGACUAACUCGACGCAGCCCAGCAAGUCGCAGGGUGUCCCUGCAGACGCCACGCCUGUUCUCAACAGCUUGGCGACGGAUUGUGUGGAUCCAGCGGCUGUCCUGACCUUUCCCUUGAGCAGCAGCUGCAAGAAACAGGUGUCGUCCGGGUCAGAGUCACGCACCGACUCCUCUGAUGAUGAAGAGAUCGAUGUGGUGACAGUGGAGCAUAAGCACAAUAAGCCACGGCUGGUCAGCUCCCGUAAGCCGGUCACAAUCACCGUGCGUGCUGACCCAUACGACCCCGGCAUGAAGCGAUUUCACAUCUCCAUCCACCAGCAGCAGCACAACUAUGCCGCCCCCUCCCCUGACAGCCAUGCUGACGCAGAGCCUCCUCGUAAGAGGGUCCGGCAGGAGACUUCUCAACCACGGACAGGCUCCACACCCCACAUGCUCGAGAGCAAACCCCACUUACCUGUUGCUGCCGUCUCCAUGCCAGCACAGGCCAUGGCCACUUCCCCACCCCACGCUUCAUCCCAUCUCAGCCUCAAAUCCCAGCCCUCUAGCCCUCAGAGCUCAGACAGCGAAGACAUGGACAGACGCAAGAACCACAACUUCCUGGAGCGAAAGAGACGCAAUGACCUGCGCUCUCGCUUUCUGGCCCUGAGAGAUGAGAUUCCAAGCCUGGUGGACUGCCCAAAGACGCCCAAGGUGGUGAUCCUGACCAAAGCGACAGAGUACUUGCGUCUACUGCACAUCACUGAUAAGCAAAAGGCCCAGGAAAAGAAGCAGCUGAAGAACAGGCAACAGCAGUUACUUCGGAGGCUAGCAGAACUAAAACGUUCCUAGUAAAUAAAUAAUAAA